This is a messenger RNA of Rana temporaria (common frog), 1466 nucleotides long. Its product is annotated as vomeronasal type-2 receptor 26-like. The transcript has a single exon. Gene Ontology annotation, biological process: G protein-coupled receptor signaling pathway. The record is from RefSeq and is a predicted model, not a curated record. Gene Ontology annotation, molecular function: G protein-coupled receptor activity. NCBI's taxonomy places the organism in Eukaryota, Metazoa, Chordata, Amphibia, Anura, Ranidae. Bases 1 to 993 code for a protein of 330 amino acids. Gene Ontology annotation, cellular component: membrane.
AUGGAAAUCCAAUUGCUAGCAGUGAGGCCACACAACAUAAGUUGUUUUCUCACAAUCUCUGACCCCGAUGUUCAUUGUGUUUGUAUUGUUCUUCCUACAGACAGUGAAAACUGCAUGAAAUGUCCUGAUGAAGAAUGGCCAAAUGAGAAGAAGGAUCGGUGUGUUCCAAGAGUGGUGGAAUUUCUCUCCUACACUGAUGAUCCCAUUGUUGGAGUAUUUUCAGCUCUCUCCAUCCUCUGUUGUCUUCUGACUGGUUUAAUAUUGGGGAUAUUUAUACAUUACCAGGACACCCCCAUUGUUAAAGCCAAUAACCGGGACUUGAGCUAUCUUCUCCUGGUCUCCAUCAUGCUGAGCUUCCUCUGUGUCUUCUUGUUCCUCGGCCAUCCAGUAGAUGUGACCUGCAUGCUGCGUGUCACCUCUUUUGGUGUCAUCUUCUCAGUUGCCGUCUCUUCUCUACUUGCCAAAAGUAUCAUGGUGUGUAUUGCUUUUAAAGCCACCAAACCUGGGAGUCCCUGGAGGAAAUGGAUGGGAACCAAACUGCCAAAUUGUAUCAUUUGUGUCUUCUCACUGGUCCAAGUCAUAAUCUGUGUCACUUGGUUGUCUAUUUCUCCCCCCUACCAGGAUCAGGACAAUAACUCUUAUCAGGGGAAGAUCAUCAUUCAGUGUAAUGAGGGUUCAGUUAUCGGCUUCUACUCUGUCCUGGGAUAUAUGGGGCUUCUGGCAGCUGUGAGUUUCAUUAUCGCUUUUUUAGCCAGGACAUUACCGGACAGUUUUAAUGAGGCUAAGUACAUCACCUUCAGCAUGCUGGUGUUCUGCAGUGUCUGGAUUGCCAUGAUCCCGGCCUAUCUGAGCACCAGAGGGAAAUACAUGGUGGCUGUGGAGAUUUUCGCUAUAAUGGCCUCCAGUACUGGACUUCUUGGCUGUAUAUUUUUCCCAAAAAUUUACAUAAUUCUGUUCAGACCUGACCUUAAUGCAAAAAUAGUUAUCCACUAAUAUGUAUGGAGGAACACUGGGUUAUCAGUAAUUAUAGCAUUAUCUCUGUUAUUGUUAAAUGUAAUAUGUUGUUAGUGUAUUGAGAAUAAACACUGCUAUACUGUAUAUGAAUAUUUAAUACUUACCUCUCUGGUGGACAGUAAGUUUAAUUUUUGCUCUGGACACCACUGGUAUCGGACACUUUGGGUUUGUUGUAAACCUUGUCCCCUGCUUGGUGUUGUGGUUCCUUCCACCAACCGGUCCAUCAAUACAGAACAAUGUAGCCACUUAGUAAGGAGGAACCACAGUGACCAGAGGGGGACAAAGUAUCCAAAUCAUCCUAAAGUGUCCAAUACCAGAGACACCCAUCACUCUUCCAGAGAGGAAAGAUUUCACUCACCACCUUCCCGAAGAUAAAUAUUAAACAUGUUCUUUUAUAAGCUUAUUGUAAUGUCAUUUUUUUAUUGUCACUUUUAUUAUUUUAUAUGUAGAUG